GAGCCUGAGCGAGGAGCCUGCGAGCAGCCCUCUCUCCCCGGAUGACGAGUGGCAGGAUAACAUGGAGUCGGGCAAGAUGGCGCCUCCCAAGAACGCUCCGAGAGAUGCCUUGGUGAUGGCACAAAUCCUGAAGGAUAUGGGAAUUACGGAGUAUGAACCAAGGGUUAUAAAUCAAAUGUUGGAAUUUGCUUUCCGAUAUGUGACUACAAUCCUGGAUGAUGCAAAAAUUUAUUCAAGCCAUGCUAAGAAACCUAAUGUUGAUGCAGAUGAUGUAAGACUGGCAAUCCAGUGUCGUGCUGAUCAAUCUUUUACUUCUCCUCCUCCAAGAGAUUUUUUACUGGAUAUUGCAAGGCAGAAAAAUCAAACCCCUUUACCACUGAUUAAGCCAUAUGCAGGACCCAGACUGCCACCUGACAGAUAUUGCUUAACAGCUCCAAACUAUAGGCUGAAGUCCUUAAUUAAAAAGGGACCUAACCAAGGCAGACUAGUACCACGGUUAAGUGUUGGUGCUGUUAGUAGCAGACCUUCCACUCCUACUGUAGCAACCCCACAAACAGCGUCUGCCCCAAGUAAAGUUGCACCUCCAGUGUCAGUGACAAGCCAAAGAUUUACGGUGCAGAUUCCACCUUCUCAAUCCACACCUGUCAAAUCAGUUCCUGCAACAACUGCAGUUCAAAAUGUUCUGAUUAAUCCUUCAAUAAUUGGGCCCAAAAAUAUUCUUAUUACCACCAACAUGGUUUCAUCACAGAACAUGGCCAAUGAAUCAAACUCAUUGAAGAGAAAACACGAAGAUGAUGAUGAUGAUACUAUGUAAAGAACACAAUCAAGAUGUAUUUCAAACAUGUAGUUGGUUUGGAGCCCAUUACACUGAACUAGAAUAUUCUCCAUCUUCUCAAGUUUUACCUUAGAAAACUGAAAUGUAGCUGAAGUACUUUUCACAUUAGGUUAAGCUGUUAAUUUCUUUUUAACUGUUAGGUAUUUUAGGUAAGCAUACCAAUUUUUUUUCAUUAGGCUUCAAGUAAAAAGUGGUUCUUAAUAUUUUGACUAAUGCUGAAUUCUACCAUGCCAAUUCAUAUUUGGAAGCAGUUUUCUGCCACGUAUCACUGACAGCAGCACUUAAGUUUUCAGUUUCUACAGCCUGAUAAGUGGAUUGAUCUUUAAUAGCAUAAUUUCUAAUCGACAUUUAAAUACUACUUUCAUAAGGUAAAAUAGGCACAAUUUUUGUUUUCACCAACUCUUUUGACCCAAUCUUUAAAUUUAGGAAAUUUCUUUGGAAAGGAUGGAUUUAAAGGGAUUCUAAAUUCAUUUUGAGUGUAUGUUUCUCAGUGUUCCCUAACCUCCCAUGUCCUCAACCCCAUUUCUAGAUCCCAUUCAUUUUCUGUACCACCUCUUCCCCACAGGCUGAAGUUUCUCCCAAUACUCUUAGAAGGCCAAAACUCAAGUUUAAGAAGUGUAAUUCCUUAUAAUACAGUUCAGUGUCAUUUUCCUAUUUUUAAAACCUGCUUUACAUUCCUGAAGGUUUGCUUUGCUGUUUUUCUCUCCAUACCAGAGCAAUUGAGUUCUAUCCAUUGCCUUUAUGUUCAUUGAGCUUUACUCUGCUUUUAACAGGUAGUUUUGGGUCAGUUACAGUUUAUAUCUCAAGUCAGUAACUCCACCACAUUUCACAUUUCGAAUUUUAACAAAGAUGAUGCUAUAGCUUAAAAUCUGCCUUGGUAAGUAUAUUUCCACUGGACCUAGGCAAAAACCACUGAAGAGCAAGUGUUUUUUUCUAUCACAUAUAUGCUACGAUCACUACUGCUUGAAGCCUUCUGUUGGUAGAAUUCAUUUUUCUAGCUUGUUGCUGAGGAUACCAUAUAUGAGAUAGGAUCAUACCUGAAAAUUCUCUUAAUGGUUUUCCUUUCUCUAGAAGGUCAACAACAAAACAAGUCAGUAAAAUGUGACCUGCACUUAGGUUACUAUGCAUAGGUUUCCCAGUAAUGUUGCUUAACACCUUUCCCUAUUUUCCAUUUAUACACAUUUAAACAUCUUAGUGAAAGAUGUUUCCCUUUAGGGAAAGAUUGCAAAGCUUUCAAACAUAUAAAAAGGCUUGUUGUUUUUAAGUAAGUUUGACAUAGUCAAUAUAGGAAUACUUUUGUAGAGUUUUCUAAAAUAAAAUUUCAUAUCAUAUCAUAAUUUAGAACUUCUAGCCAAGGACCCUCAAAACCUAAAACACAAGAAAGUUCCAUGUUAUGAUGGUGCUUGAUACACUGAAGAGAAAAAAAGAGAGUCCAGUGACAGAGAAGACAUAUCUCAUCACAGACUGGGUGUUUUUUGCAUAGUAGGAAAAAGGUAGUAUCAAACUUGUAAAAACAGGUCUGAUCAUCAUAGGAGAAAAAUGUUCAUUAUAUAGCAUAGGAUAUGAUUACUUGAAUGUUCUCAGGGAAGCAGCAUGUCAAAAAGCCUAGGUUCUAGUCCUGGCUGCAUCAUUUACCAACUAUGUGACCUUACUUCACCUCUGAGCCUAGUUCUCAGUAAUAGGAAAAUAACACCAACCCUGCCUACCUCACAGGGAUGUUGUGAGGGUUUAAUUGGUAUAUGUGAAAAUUCCUUCAAAAUUGUAAAAUGGUUUAUAACUCUAAGAGAUUGUUAAUGUAUUUGUUCCAAGAUUAUUAAUAAAAAAUUGAACUUA
This is a messenger RNA of Ailuropoda melanoleuca (giant panda), 2668 nucleotides long. It is a transcript of the gene TAF9B, whose product is annotated as TATA-box binding protein associated factor 9b. The transcript is spliced from 7 exons. Gene Ontology annotation, molecular function: RNA polymerase II general transcription initiation factor activity; protein heterodimerization activity. Lineage: Eukaryota; Metazoa; Chordata; Mammalia; Carnivora; Ursidae. Gene Ontology annotation, biological process: DNA-templated transcription initiation. The record is from RefSeq and is a predicted model, not a curated record. Bases 62 to 814 code for a protein of 250 amino acids. Gene Ontology annotation, cellular component: transcription factor TFIID complex.